Molecule: messenger RNA, 1444 nt
Organism: Cololabis saira (Pacific saury)
Lineage: Eukaryota; Metazoa; Chordata; Actinopteri; Beloniformes; Belonidae
Gene: otc
Product: ornithine transcarbamylase
Exons: 10
Coding region: 117-1190 (357 amino acids)
Biological process (GO): L-citrulline biosynthetic process
Cellular component (GO): mitochondrion
Molecular function (GO): ornithine carbamoyltransferase activity; amino acid binding
Source: RefSeq, a predicted model, not a curated record
AUCGCCACGCUGCCUGUUGACUGCAGCCUUCUUGUUGCAGCAUGUUUUUUUAGGAUAGUCCGGAAUUAUAGUUUCUCCUCUGAUGCAAUAGUCAAAUAACGCUGCUUUCUUUCAAGAUGGUGUCACUGAAGAUGUUUUCAGUUAACAGUCCCGUUUUAAGAUGUUUGAAAUCUUUACAUUUCCGCUGCACACGAGAUUUCAGUGCAGGCUCAGCCUCCUUUGGUUCGGUCAAUUUAAAAGGUCGCAGCUGUCUCACACUGAAGGAUUUCAGCUCGGAUGAAAUCAAGAGGCUAUUAUGGGUGUCUGGGGACCUCAAACAUCAGAUCAAGCAUAAGAAACAAUAUCUGCCUCUUCUACAAGGGAAGUCCAUUGCAAUGAUAUUUGAGAAGAGGAGCACCAGAACCAGAAUGUCCACAGAAACAGGUUUUGCCUUGUUGGGUGGGCACCCUUGUUUCCUGACCUCGCAGGAUAUCCACUUGGGGGUGAAUGAGAGCUGCACCGACACAGCCAGAGUUCUCUCGGGACUCUGUGAUAUUGUUCUAGCACGAGUGUACGAUCACUCCACCCUGGAGGAGUUGGACCAGGAAGCUUCCAUUCCUAUCAUCAACGGUCUGUCUGAUCUGUAUCAUCCCAUCCAGAUUCUGGCCGACUACCUCACAUUGCAGGAGCAUUUCGGAUCCCUUAAUGGACUGACUGUGAGCUGGAUUGGAGAUGGCAACAAUGUCCUCCACUCCUUCAUGAUGUCUGCAGCCAAACUCGGUGUUCACCUUAAAGUUGCUACUCCGAAGGGGUAUGAGCCUGAGAAGAGUGUAAUCGAAGAGGCACAAAAGCUGUCCAAACAGUAUGGGACUCAACUCGUGAUGACAUCUGAUCCAAUGGAAGCCGCCCACGGCAGCAAUGUGUUGGUGACUGACACGUGGGUCAGUAUGGGACAGGAAGAAGAGAAGAAAAAGAGGAUCAAAGACUUCCAGGGAUACCAGAUUACAAUGAAGACAGGAAGUGUGGCCAAACAAGACUGGACUUUCCUGCACUGCCUUCCCCGAAAGAUGGAGGAGGUGGACGACCAGGUAUUCUACUCAUCCCGCUCCCUCGUCUUCCCUGAAGCUGAGAAUCGGAAAUGGACCAUCAUGGGUCUGAUGGUUUCCCUUCUGACUGACUACGCUCCGCAGACCCCCAUGCCAAAGUUCUAACCUCAGCUCUUAUUGAAUCUACAUUGGAUGACAGUCAGGGGCCUCAGUUACAAGAACUCUUCCUCCUAGUGUUCAGCCACGGAUAAGCUCAUCAACACUACAUGAAAAACAUGUGUUUACUUCAUUUUAUAUGCUUUCUAAGUGCCUUUGGUUAAGUAUGAGACUGUUUUCAUGCUGUUAUGUGUUUACAACAUGUAUUUACUAUGACAGAGAGAGAAGAUGAAGGCCACCAAUGAAAACGUCUGAUCCAGAAA